UCUAAACUUUAUAGAGAAAGCAAAGAGGUGGGGUUGCAUCAUACUGACUAUUGAAGCUUGUUAUUCAGGCAACCCUAGGAAGAUUACUUUCUGUGUUUCUGAAGACAGAAGCCUAGAAAUUACAGCAUGGGGAGAAAGUCACUAUGCCUUCUGAUUGUGGGGAUCCUUGUAGCAUAUUACAUUUACACUCCUCUCCCAGAUAAGCUUGAGGAGCCCUGGAGAUUAAUGUUGAUCAGUGUACCACUGAAAACUUUUCUACAUUUGGCCACAUUUAUUGAGUUUCUGGGACUUUACCAUUUUGCUGAUUUAAUUGCACUAACUGUGAACUUUGAAGAAGUCUCACCAAAUUCAGAUGAAAAUGUCACUGUGACUGAGACAAAAUUUGAUAAUGUUCCUGUCCGUGUAUAUGUGCCAAAGAGGAAGCUGGAUGCACGUAGAAGUGCUGUGUUUUUUAUCCAUGGUGGUGGUUGGUGUUCUGGAAGUCCUGCUUUACGUAAUUAUGACCUGCUCUCAAGAUGGACAGCAGAGAGACUUGAUGCUGUUAUCAUAUCAAUUGACUACAGAUUAGCACCUAAGUAUCAUUUCCCAGUCCAAUUUGAAGAUGUAUAUAAUGCUUUAAGGUGGUUCUUACACAAAAACAUUCUUGAAAAUUAUGGCAUAAACCCUGAGAGAAUCUGUGUUUCUGGAGACAGUGCAGGAGGGAAUUUAGCUGCAGCAGUGACUCAGCAGCUUUUCAGUGACCCAGAUGUCAAUAUCAAGCCCAAAAUCCAGGCUUUAAUUUAUCCUGCACUUCAACCUCUUGAUUUAGAUUCACCAUCAUAUCAAGAAAAUUUACAUAUGCCGAUUCUGCCCAAGUCACUCAUGACCAGGUUCUGGAGUGAAUACUUCACUAGAGACAGAUCACUUGAGAAAGCCAUGCUUUCAAACCAGCAUGUACCUGCAGAAUCCAGUCAUCUGUUCCAGUUUGUCAACUGGAGCUCUUUGCUCCCUGAGAGGUUUAGAAAAGGAUAUGUUUAUAACAAUCCAACCUAUGGUAGUUCUGAGUUAUCUCAAAAAUAUCCUGGGUUCUUAGAUGUGAGGGCAGCUCCUUUGUUGGCAGAUGACAGCAAGUUGCAUGGUUUACCCCUGACUUACGUCCUCACUUGUCAAUAUGAUAUCUUAAGAGAUGAUGGACUCAUGUAUGUUACCAGGCUUCGGAAUGCUGGAGUUCAAGUGACCCAUAACCAUGUUGAGGAUGGAUUCCAUGGGGCAAUGUCCUUUCCCCAACUUAAAAUUACUCAUAGAGUGAUAAAUCAAUAUAUUAGCUGGCUGAAGGAAAAUCUAUAGCAAAACAUGUAUUCCUGAUAUAUUUUUAAAAUAUACUAAAUAUCAAAGCAUCAUAAUAUCCACACGGAAUAAAAUUGGUGUGUUUUGGAAAGAUCUAUAGAAGUCCCACAUGUAGUAUAUUAAUUCUUACUGUAAAUAUCACUUCUGUAUUUUUUUCUUACUCAGAAGUAAUUCAUCCAACAUUUCUCAUUGUUUCUCUUAUAGUACUCUUUUUUGUUUUUCAGUACUGGGGAUCAAACUCCAGACCUUGCACUUGCCAGGCAGGCAAGGCGCCACUGAGCUAAAUCCCCAGUCCCCCAACAUUUUUCAUUGUAAAUGUGCUAUUUCUGCCAACUCUCCUUAUAUAUGGUAAAUUUUUCUUUUUAAUAUCUUUUUUUCUUGUAUAAUAUCUUUUCUGUGAGUUGGUAACCAUUUAUAAUUGCAGAAGAGAAAUGUAAGAAAAGAUUUCCUCUCUGUGUAAUAUCAUUAUUUUAGUCAAUGCACAGGGUUUGAAGGACUCCUAGUAACUGGUAUAGGUUGGGUCUGUCCUUCCAAAAAUGGUUUACACAAUACAAUGCUAGUUCGUUACAUCUGUAAAUUUUUUCCCUUUGAAGCAUUGGUAAAAUCCAAGUAAUAAGAGUUAUACUAUUCAAUACUUAUGAUCACUAGAGGAAUUAGCUGCUUUGUAUGUGGGGAAAGUAAAGAAAUUGAAGCUCAUUGAAGACUGAAGAGCUCUUUGGGAUAGAAAAUACUAAAAGCCACAGAAUAGAGAAGUGGAAGUAUCUAACUUGCAAUAAAAAGUCAGAAAAUUUUAAUUUGUCAAAAAGCCUAUCCUAACAAUUCAGAGUGGAAGACAAGAUAAAAUGGAUUAUGGUUAAGACAAGACAGAAUAUUUGCAUUAACCAUGAUUUAUGUUAUGUUUCAUAAUCACAAAGAAACCUAUCAACAGGCAUCCUUGACUGGUGGAGGAGUUCCAUCCAUGCGGUUAUCUACUACCAAAUCCUCUUCUGUCUUUGUAUUUCACCAGUCUUACUAUAUUUUCUUUGUAGUCAUGGUUAUUAAACUUCUAGUACAAUCUGCAUAUAUAAUCUAGACAAAGAUGGAAUAACAAAAGAGGUACAUUUGAGGUAAUUCUAUUUUAUCAGGAAAAUAGUAACAAUACAGAAAUUCAAAAACCAAUAAACUUUUUAUUCAAUUUCAACAAUCAUGUCAUAAGACAUUUCUCAAAAUAGAAAUUUUGUAAGGGGGAAAAUUACAUUAUCUUAUAUCAAUACUAAGCAAUUAGCAGAUGAUGCCACACAUAGCUAUAGAAAUAACUUGUUAAAUAACAAUUAUGGGAUAAAUAUUUCCUCAUAAACAUGUAUAUACAAUGACAGCUAAUAGUAAAUGCAAUGAGUAGACAUAAAAUUUGUAUAUGUGGUCUCUCAGUGAUUUUUUUUCUGUACUAUGUGCAAACAUAAAAUGUUUUUAUUAUUGUACAUAAAUUCUUAAAUUAAUCUAUGUUUGACACUUGCUAUUGUUUUAAUUAAUCUUUCCUUAAAAGUAGUAAAAUGUGACACUAAAAUAAACAUCUAGAAGCAAAGAUCUUGACCAGA
This is a messenger RNA of Heterocephalus glaber (naked mole-rat), 2900 nucleotides long. Its product is annotated as arylacetamide deacetylase. Lineage: Eukaryota; Metazoa; Chordata; Mammalia; Rodentia; Bathyergidae. The record is from RefSeq and is a predicted model, not a curated record. Gene Ontology annotation, cellular component: membrane. Gene Ontology annotation, molecular function: carboxylic ester hydrolase activity.